This is a messenger RNA of Lutzomyia longipalpis, 4451 nucleotides long. RefSeq names its product E3 ubiquitin-protein ligase AMFR-like. Gene Ontology annotation, cellular component: cytosol; ubiquitin ligase complex; endoplasmic reticulum. The record is from RefSeq and is a predicted model, not a curated record. Gene Ontology annotation, biological process: ubiquitin-dependent protein catabolic process; endoplasmic reticulum unfolded protein response; protein K48-linked ubiquitination. Gene Ontology annotation, molecular function: ubiquitin binding; ubiquitin protein ligase activity. Lineage: Eukaryota; Metazoa; Arthropoda; Insecta; Diptera; Psychodidae. The transcript has 9 exons. The coding region runs from base 567 to 2681 and encodes 704 amino acids.
UCACUGACACUCUCGUAUUGAAUUACAACGACGGCGCGUUGUGGCGACGUAUUUCUUGCGAACGGGAAGAAAAAUAAUUUCAUCACAAUCACUUUGCGAUUAAAAUACGGCGGCCGCGCUUUCCUGCAAAGGAAAAUCUUCAACUAACUUUAUCAAUUGCAUUCCCAAAGAGUGUCGUGAACGGUGGGAAAGUGUUGAAAAUCGAGGGAAAAGUGCGUGAAGUGAAAAUCUCUUCUCCAUCCCGGAAAAGAUUUUGCAGAUUUUUCUCAUCGUGUGGAUUAGGUGGAAGAAUUUUUCUUUUGCAUCUUCUCAGUGUUUUGAGGCAGUUCAGGAGCUUCAGGAGAUAUUCCUGAAAUUUCUGGGAAAGGCAGGAAGCUGUGAGGAAGACAGGCGACGAUCUGCGGGGGAAGAUCUCCACACAAGAAGAGGAAGAAAUUAAGGAAGAAGUGCAAGAAGUGAUGUGAAUUUUAAUAAAAAGGUUAAAAGAAGCAAAGAAAAAAGUAUUUUGUGAAAGAAUUUUUAAAGUUUUUUCGUGUUUUGCAAAAAAGAAAAAUAAAUAAAGUGUAAUGCCGACGUUUGUGGUUGAUCGAAUCCCAUUGCCCAGCCUGAGAUUCUAUACGAUUCUCAGUGUUCUGUGGGUUAGUGUGUGCCUCUAUUACUCCAUCAAUGUGACCCGAGAUCCCGAUUGGAAGCUUCAUACAAAUAAUACGUCCAUCCCUGUGGUGGCACCACCAAAAAUACCCGAAAAUCUCCUAAAUGGGGAGAAAGGGGAGCAACUGGUGGUGCCGGAGGAUUCGUCGGAGGUUCCUGUGAUUAUUCCAGAGGAACCUCCCGAUGAUCUCCCAUCAAAGACACCUGAGGAGGUUGAGGAAGUGGCAGAUCAGAGAGAUUUGCCGGAGAUUGAGCUUGAGGAGAGAAUCCUCAAUGAUACAAGAACUAUUGGGGGACAUCUUAGGGAUGUUGUGACCUUCAUGUCCCAGGAACCGAUGUGUAUUUGGACUCUCAUCAAUAUGGCGUAUUGCUGCUUAAUUCUCCUCGGGAAAUCCAUUCAGAAGGUGGUUUUUGGGGAACUUCGAAUAUCAGAGCAACAGCACAUGAAAGACAAGUUUUGGAAUUUUGUCUUUUACAAAUUCAUCUUUGUCUUUGGCGUGGUGAAUGUGCAAUUUCUCAAUGAGGUUGUUCUGUGGGUGUCGUGGUUCUCAAUUUUGGGAUUUCUUCAUCUCCUCUCGCAACUCUGCAAAGAUCGCUUUGAAUAUCUCUCAUUUUCACCCACAACACCAGGAUGGUCACAUUUUCGACUCGUGGCUCUCCUUUCGGCCAUCCUCACGCUGUCGGGGCUAAUGUUCAUCAUCUGCAUCGGCGUGGGGCUCUUCAGUGGUAUCAACACAUUCUCCUUCAUGGUGGCCGAGUGCAUCCUCCUGUCAAUUCGCACCCUUCACGUUCUUGUCCGCUAUGGGUUGUUCUUGUACGACAUGCGCAAUGGUGGUCUCAGUGGUGAGGCUGUGUCAUGGGAUAAACGCGGCCCCGUUGCGUAUUACAUUGAAUUGGGCUUCGAUGUGGCUGCCCUGCUGGUUGAUCUCAUUCAUCACCUCCACAUGCUCUUCUGGAGCAACAUUUUCCUCUCAAUGGCCAGCCUCGUGAUCAUCAUGCAGCUGCGCUACCUCAUCCAUGAGAUUCAGCGGAAAAUUAAGAAGCAUCGUCACUACCUCUGGGUACUCAAUCACAUGGAGAAGAGCUACCCACUGGCCACGGCGAAGGAUCUCACGGAAAAUUCAGAUAAUUGUGCCAUUUGCUGGGAGAAGAUGGACUCUGCGAGGAAGUUGCCGUGCUCCCAUCUUUUUCACAAUUCUUGCUUGCAAUCGUGGCUGGAGCAGGAUACAAGUUGCCCAACAUGUCGUCUGGCUCUGAGUGUUCAGCACAGCGUCACCCUCCAUCCCAAUAUGGAUCGGAUUGAUGAGCCAGAGACAGCAGGACGUGCCAAUAAUCAUUUCUUCCACUUUAACGGCUCACGGUAUGUGUCGUGGCUGCCGAAUUUCUCCGUUGAGGUGACAAACAUUAACAAUAUGCUGCGAAAUGAGGCACCCACGCACACCCACACGUCGCAAAUACGCAACAUGGCGCUUCAGGUGCAACAGAUGUUCCCACGCUAUCCACUCACGGUGAUCAUUGGGGAUCUCACGGUGACACGUUCCAUUGAGAUAACAAUUGAUAACAUCCUCGAGGGGCGCCUGCAGAUCCCAGCGCGUUUCCAGGAGCUCGAAGAUGAGGCCUUUGGGGCAGAAGGAGCGAGUAGAGCUUCAUCGUCAUCCGAUGCAUCCCCCUCUGAGGCAGCUGCUGGAGGAUUCGCGGCAAACACAGCGAGUGAUUACUACGUCAAUCCCGUCUUCUCGCGCGCCUCAACGAGCUCCAGCUCCUCCGAACCCGGUGGGUAUGAGGUGGAGCGCAAGAGCACAAUCUUUGGGAAUCAGAAUGAUCUUCUGCGCGAUGAGAGUGUCGACGAAGUCCCGCUGGGGGAUCGUUUCUCGAAGAGUAGCGAAGAACGCGAGAGGAUUCUGCAGCGACGGAAGGAGAUGCUCGUGGCAAUGGCGCGCCGGAAGUACCUGGAUAGGAGUCGUGCGGAACUCAAUACAAAAGAUGCCGGAUCCGUGCGUCAACGCACCAAAAGCAAUCUCCAGGAGUGAGAGCUUCGUGCGUUUGUGUAAAAAGAGAAAAAUUAAUUUUCUGAAGGAAAAAAAAAACAAAACUAAAUUAUUCUACUGAUUAAUUUACUUUCUAGGCUAGCUAUAUACAUACAUAUAUACCUUACCUAUAACUACAUAGAGAAAGUUAGAUUCAAUCAAAGUAACUAAGACUGCAUAGUGUGGAGAUAAAGUGGACGUUUUAUUAUUUUGUUUUCUGUGUCUUUUUGUUUGUUAAAAUGCGCGUGAGUGUGGAAAAUUGGAGCGUUUAAGUAUGAGAGGAUGUGAAGAGAGAGAGGAUCUUCCGGAAGUCCUAAUAAGGGGGGAUUUAUUGAAAUUUCUUCAUUGAAUUAUUUGGAGCAAUCAAGGGGUGUUGAUCUGAAUGAAAAUCUUUGGAUUCUUUAGAAAUACUCGAGUGAUUCGCUUAAAGAAAUUAAAAUAUUUGAGAAAUUAAAAAUAAAUAAAGCUAUAAGAGUUCUGAACUAAAGAAUUAUUUAAAAUAAAAUUCUUUUAAUUUUUAGUACUGAAAUGGAUCUUAAAAGUACUAAAUUUACGCUCAAAAGGUUCUAAAUUCAAGUCCAAAAAGUACUAAAUUUUAGUCUAAAAUUUUUAUCUUGAUCUUAAUGAAUUAAAGCCUCAAAAGCACUUAAUUCAAGCUAAAAAAAGCACUAAAUUCAGGCGACUAAAGUACUAAAUUAAAGUCUAAAAAUUAAAACACAAAUUCAAGCUUAAAAAGUACUAAACUGAAGCUAAAAAAAUUAUUUAGUUCUUAAUUCUAAAAUCGCUGAUUGAAUAAAAAAAAACAUGAAAAAUUUCUUAAAUUUAGCCCAAAAAGUACUAAAUUCAAUCUGAAAAAGUACUAAAUUCAGGCCACUAAAGUACUAAAUUUUAGCUAAAAAAUUAUUUAGUGCUUAGUCCUAAAAUAGCUUAGUUUGAGGAGAAAAACAAACUUAAAAAAAGGACUAAAUUGAAGCCAAAAAGUUCUAAAAUUAAACCUAAGAAGUACUAAUCUCAAGCUAACAAAAGUUAUUGGGUUUUUAGCAAAGAAUUCUACCUAAAGGAAUAUUCAGAUUAAUUUGUCAAUAUUCAAAUAAUUCGCAAAAAAAAUCUAAAUUUCCGACAGAUAUAACCCCCCUUGUAAAAUAAUUAAUUUUAUCAUAUUUUGCCCAAGAGAGACAAAAGAAAAACAAUUUAAAAAAUCUCUUAAUUUUCUUUGUUAAAUAAAAUAAUAAAAAAAAUGUUUUUUUCCUCGAUUUUUUUUCUUCGUAAAAUUUUAAUAAAAAUUGAUUGAAAUUAAUUUGGAAAAAAUAUAAAACUGUGAUAGAUUGGCGCAAGUAAAAAUUCCCCCAAGAAAAACAUUUUUCCUCCGUUUUAAGGAAAUCCUCUCAUUCACACACUUUAUCCUCAAUGUGAGUGAUUCUUACGCAAAGAAAUAAAAUGAAUAAUUAAUAUUAAUGAAAUAAUGGAAUUUCUUGUAAAUAGAAAGAAGAUAUUUUUGAGUCAAUGGAAGAAGGAGAAAAAACUGCUUGUCCGAGGGCAAUAACCGUCCGAGAUAUUGGAGAAGAAGAAAAAAGAAGAUAUGUCUUAUCCGCAGCUUUGGAGAAAAAAAAAUGCAAAAAGAGAAUUUUGUGUUGAAGAAAAAAAAUGUUGAGUCAUGAAAAAAUGCAAUUUAGGAGCUGAUUUUUUAGGAUUAUUAAUUUUAAAAAUGUUUUAUUUUUGUGAUUUACUUAUGCAUUAGUGUUGUUGUAAUUAAAUUUUAUGAAAAAGCAUAAA